AUGUCAGUUAAUAAUGAUAGCAUAGUUGAAGUUUUGCUUAUAUAUCAGCAAAUAUUCCAGGUUGCUCUGACUGAGGGACCGAUAUCAAAGUUCACUUUUGCAAUAUUAAUGUCUCUAUUUUUUAUCUAUUUGAAUGCUAUCAUGGUCUACACUCUUUGGAGUAAGCCUGUUUUUAAAGAGACUCCACGCUACAUUCUGUUUAAGCACAUGCUUCUCAAUGACUCAAUUCAGCUCUUUGUUACCUCUUUGUUGUAUAUUUUAGUUCUGGCCUAUCUCAAGCUAGUCAUGGCUACUUGUGCGUUUUUAGUUAUUAUUUCAGGUACAACUUUCCGUAACGCACCUUUAAACCUGGCUCUGAUGUCAGUAGAGCGUCAUGUGGCCAUAUGCUUUCCUCUAAGACAUGCUGAAAUAGCCACUCAGAAAAGAACUUACAUUGCCAUUGGAAUUAUUUGGUUUAUGGGUUUGAUUCACUAUCUAAUCGACUUGUUUUACAGUGCAGUGAUGGAUCCUAAAUUUUUAACCUCACAAAUCUUUUGCACAAGAGAAAAACUCUUCAUAAAGCAAUGGCAAGUAGAUCUUCAUCAGCACUUUAACAUAUUCUUCUUUUUGUCAGUGUCUGUGAUUAUCCUUUUCACAUAUAUCAGCAUUUUUAUCACAGCCAGGUCCGUUUCCUCCAAUAAAGACUCUGCUGUGAAAGCCCACAAGACCGUCCUGCUGCACUUCAUUCAGCUGGGCCUGUGCCUUACUUCCUUUCUCUACAGCUUUAUAGAGCGAGCUGCAGCAAUGUCUGGUAGCAGUGGCCUCUUUUUGGACCUGCGUUAUCUAAACUAUUUAUUUGUGUUGAUCUUGCCACGCUGCUUAAGCCCACUCAUCUAUGGACUGAGAGACGAUGCUGUAAGACCAUUAUUCAUCUACUACUUUCGCUGUUCCACAGGCAAACGCACACCUACUGUCAAUGUACACUGA
Molecule: messenger RNA, 966 nt
Organism: Hemibagrus wyckioides
Lineage: Eukaryota; Metazoa; Chordata; Actinopteri; Siluriformes; Bagridae
Product: odorant receptor 131-2-like
Exons: 1
Coding region: 1-966 (321 amino acids)
Biological process (GO): G protein-coupled receptor signaling pathway
Cellular component (GO): membrane
Molecular function (GO): G protein-coupled receptor activity
Source: RefSeq, a predicted model, not a curated record